This is a messenger RNA of Trichoplax adhaerens, 2541 nucleotides long. RefSeq lists its product as uncharacterized. NCBI's taxonomy places the organism in Eukaryota, Metazoa, Placozoa, Uniplacotomia, Trichoplacea, Trichoplacidae. Gene Ontology annotation, cellular component: endoplasmic reticulum-Golgi intermediate compartment; Golgi membrane; endoplasmic reticulum. The record is from RefSeq and is a predicted model, not a curated record. The coding region runs from base 1 to 2541 and encodes 846 amino acids. Gene Ontology annotation, biological process: protein secretion; intra-Golgi vesicle-mediated transport; intracellular protein transport. The transcript has 21 exons. Gene Ontology annotation, molecular function: structural molecule activity.
AUGGCGUUCGUUAUGAUGAGGAGAGAUAAAAAGGACGAGGAGGAUGGUGGUAAUCCAUUCAAGAAUAUUGAAAAAGCAACGGUGGUGCAGGAAGCUAGAACAUUUAAUGACCAACACAUCAAUACGCGAAAAUGUUGUAUGAUUCUGACCAAGCUGUUAUACUUGAUCAAUCAGGGUGAAAUACUUGCUACUGUGGAAGCAACAGAAACUUUCUUUGCUAUGACCAAGCUUUUCCAGUCUAAAGAUGUUACCUUGCGCCGCAUGGUUUACUUAACAAUCAAAGAAAUGAGUAAAUUGGCAGAGGACGUUAUUAUUGUUACAAGCAGUCUUACUAAGGACAUGAAUAGUAAGGAAGAUCUGUUUAGGGCUAGCGCUGUACGGGCGCUAUGCAUGAUUACUGAUGGCUCAAUGUUGCAGGGUAUUGAGCGUUACCUGAAGCAAGCAAUCGUUGAUAGAGAUCGCAGCGUAGCUAGUGCUGCUUUGGUUUCAUCACUUCACUUAAGUAGAGAGAAUUUUGAAAUUGUAAAAAGAUGGGUAAAUGAAGUACAACAGGCGACAUCGAGUGAUGAUCAUAUGGUUCAGUAUCACGCCCUUGGGCUCCUUUAUCAAAUAAAGAAAAACGAUAAAUUGGCUAUAACAAAACUUGUCUCAAAGCAAGCGCGUCAUUCCCUACGAUCACCGUUUGCUCAUUGCUUAAUGAUUCGUAUUGCAAGUAAAAUAAUUGAAGACGAUGAGGAUAGUAAGGGAAGUUCGCUGUACGAUUACUUGGAAAGUUGUUUGAGACACAAAAGUGAAAUGGUUGUUUACGAAGCUGCUAGGGCUAUAGUUAAUUUAAAAUCUGUGCAAUCUAAAGAUUUAUCUCCGGCUGUUUCCGGUAUAGUAAUAGAACAAGUUGCAAUUACUCAUCCGUUAUCAGUUACUACUUGUAACUUGGAUCUUGAAAAUUUAGUGACAGAUUCUAAUAGAAAUAUUGCUACAUUGGCUAUAACGACUUUGUUAAAGACUGGAAGCGAAGCAAGCAUUGAACGCCUCAUGAAGCAAAUUACUUCGUUCAUGUCUGAAAUUUCUGAUGAAUUUAAAACUGUAGUAGUAGAUGCAAUCAAAGCUCUUUGCUUAAAGUUUCCACGAAAACAUUUAACUAUGAUGAACUUUUUAUCCGCAAUGUUACGAGACGAGGGAGGGUAUCAAUACAAAAAAGCCAUUGUAAAUACGAUUAUUUCAAUUAUUGAAGAAAACAAGGAUGCUGCUGAAUCUGGAUUAGGACACCUAUGUGAAUUUAUUGAAGAUUGUGAACACACAUCAAUUGCCGUUAGAGUUCUUCAUCUUCUUGGAAAGGAGGGUCCUAAGACUUUAUCACCUUCCAAAUACAUUAGAUAUAUUUAUAAUCGCGUUAUUCUAGAAAACUCUCCUGUUAGAGCAGCUUCCAUUUGUGCUCUUGCCAAAUUGGGAGCUCAAGUCCCAUCUUUAAAGGAAAGCAUUGUAACACUGCUGAGCAGGUGUAUGACGGAUAGUGAUGAUGAAGUUCGCGAUAGGGCUACUUUUUGCGUUAAGAUUCUACAAGAGAACAGUCUUAACGUUUCUGUAUUUGGUCUGGAACGUGCUCUGAUGCACUAUGUCAAGACUGAUAUGGUGGAACCUUUCAAUCUUAAAUCCGUACCGGUCGCUAACACUCGUACAGAAUCUAAAGCUGAUGUACCAAAUGUUACUACUAUUCAGAAAUCAGCAACUGCGACUGCAUCGAAGCAAGAUCUAUUGGCUGAACAACUAGCUAGGAUACCACAGUUUGCAAGCUUGGGGCCCCUAUUCAAGUCUUCAGAUAAACCUAUCGAAGUUACCGAAUCUGAGACAGAAUAUGUUGUCCGUUGUGUAAAGCAUAUCUUUCAGAAGCAUAUUGUCUUUCAGUUCGACUGUACAAACACUUUGGAAGAUCAACUAUUGGAAAAUGCUUAUGUCGAAAUUGAACCGUCCGAUGAAUUUGAAGUCGAAUCUACAGUUCCUGUUGCAACAUUGGCUUUUAAUGUACCUGGCACAACUUAUACCUGUGUUUCAGUGCCUGAAGAUAUGGACUUGAUGACGGGAUCGUUUGUUAACACACUGAAAUUUGUCGUUAAAGAUUGUGAUGUCAACACAGGAGAGGCAGAUGAAGAAGGCUAUGAAGACGAAUAUGUGUUGGAAGAUGUGGAAGUAUAUCCUGCCGAUUAUAUGCAGAGGGUACUCAAAUCGAAUUUCGCAGCUUCAUGGGAAGAACUUGAUAGCGAACACCAAAGUGAAGAAACAUAUGUUUUAUCAUCAAUUAGUACAAUUGAAGAUGCUGUAAAAGAGGUUACAGAUUUAUUGGGAAUGCAGCCAUGUGAGCGAUCAGAUAAAGUUGCACGAGAUAAGAAUUCUCACACGCUAUUGCUAGCGGGUGUUUACGUUUCUGGAGAUGAUGUAUUAGCGCGCGCAAGGUUUGCUAUGGCUCAAGGACAAAUAACAAUGCUACUGACAGCUCGCAGUCAGAAUGAAACCCCGUUGGCUUUGGUUCAUAAGGCUGUGGGAUAA